Messenger RNA from Pocillopora verrucosa, 3034 nucleotides. Its product is annotated as centromere/kinetochore protein zw10 homolog. NCBI's taxonomy places the organism in Eukaryota, Metazoa, Cnidaria, Anthozoa, Scleractinia, Pocilloporidae. Gene Ontology annotation, biological process: mitotic cell cycle; endoplasmic reticulum to Golgi vesicle-mediated transport; mitotic spindle assembly checkpoint signaling. Gene Ontology annotation, cellular component: nucleus; RZZ complex; chromosome, centromeric region. The record is from RefSeq and is a predicted model, not a curated record.
CAAGAACAAAAUGGCGGACGUAGAGGAAAAGGAAAAUUUUAUAGCUAGCGCGACUCACAAAAAGCCAAAACAGAGCGCAAGUCUUGUUACGGAUGUGCUUUUGAAGUCUGCUCGUUUAGAGAAGGAAGACAUAAACUCAUGUGUUAAGAAAACAUUACAGAAAGCAGAGGAAGUGAAGGCAGAGGUCCUUCAGGCAAUAUACAAGGAAUAUACAUUUGAUGAAUUUUUAGACUUCUGUAAUUCAACCUUUGAAAUGAACUGGAAUGUGAACAACCUUCUCACUGAAAUUCAAAAUGUUUUUGGCAGACUGAAGAGCACAGUGGAAGGUCCUCUUGAUGCUGCUGCUCAUGAACAUGGUGACCUUGUGAAACAGUUAAGAGAGACUGAAGCCAUUGCAGAGCUCCUCAAAAGACUCCAUAAGAUCCAUGAAGCAUUGGACGCCUUCCCUGGGGAGCUCAAUAAAGCUGCAUAUUAUAAUGCAGCUAAGCUUGUGCAAUCUGUGAAAGAACUCCUGUCUGAUUUACCUAAAGCUGGCCAGGAAGGACGGAUUUUUAUUGCCCUCAGAGAGGAAUGGGGAAGACAGAAGGCACAGCUGACUGCAACACUGGAAAGGGUGUGGACCAAAAGUAUUGCAUGGACGACACCUACUACAGCAUCACUGGACAACAGCCAGGGACAUCUGAAAACACAACUCAAGCUGGACCCAACUGGCUGUUCAAUGAGUAACGUUCUUCAAGCAAUGGAGGCACUUGGUAUUUUGGAAAAAAGAUUUAGAGUGUUUGGAAAGAAGCUGGUGCAGUUUAUAUUUCGUCCCAUAACACUGUUUCCCAGCUUAAAGCCACAAGUUGAUAAAACAAAACAAGAAAUUACAACUGUGUCAUUUGCAAAGGAAAGUGGAAAAAAGAUCAUUGAUCCUGCCUUGUUGUAUUCAAAGUUCUCAGAAAUCCUUGUCAUUUUGAGAAACUUCUUUCAAGGAAGUAGGAAAGAAGAUGAUGAAAAGUCAGAGGCACUUAAUGUGUCAAGUUCAUCACUUUUUGCGAAACUAGGUGAAUAUAUAUGGCCUGAUCUGUCAGAAACUAUUAUUACAGAGUGCCUCAAGAAAUCAGUUCCUAACACAAGUGCACAGUUGGAAAAGUAUCAAGAUGUCAUAAAAGCCACUGAGGAAUUUGAGACAAAGCUUGUGUCUUUAGGUUUAGUCCCUGAAGGAACAAAUAAUCUGACAUCCUAUGUAAAGGAUGUUGGUAUUCACUUUGGAAACAAAAAGUGUCAAGAUCUUCUGGUCAGGGCACGUGAUCUGAUGAAGGAUGACAUUCACAAUACUGUGUUGGUGGACAGCAAGAAAGACAAGGCAGUUCUACAGAGUCUGGGUGAUAUAAAGAAAGCAUUAUCAGAUAACAAGAAAGGAGUAAAGCAUGAACCAUUGCAGAGAGAUCCAGCUAACACACUAAGCAAGUUUACAUUCUGCCUUCCAUCCUGCCGAAUCAGUGAGAGUACAGAGAAACUAAUGAAUCUGGCUUAUGAAACUUUGAUAGAAGCAACACAAUCUACCCCACAAUGUGCUAUUCAGCUCUUCUACAGUGUUCGUAACAUGUUUGAGUUAUACUGCAAUGUGGUACCCACUUAUCAUCAACAGCACUUGAGCAAAUUACCUCAGUUGUCUGCUCUGCAUCAUAACAACUGCAUGUACAUCGCUCAUCACCUUCUCACUCUUGGACAUCAGUUCAGAUCCAAGUUGCCAGAGCCUCUUAAUCAGAGCGUGGCUACUUUUGUGGAUCUGGUGCCAACCAUAAGACAUAUGGGAGAAAAAUGUUUCCUUGAACAACUGAGAAAGCAAAGGUCUAAUUUGUUGGAAGUUGUGCAGGGGAACAAAGGUUUUGCAAAUGUGCAUGAGGAUGAAAAAGGUUUGCAGGUUGAGAAAUCAAUGAAACAGAUUUUACAUCUCUUAACAAAUCUUGGAAAAGUGUGGAACGGUAUUUUACCAGUUGAUAUUUAUUGUCAGGCCUUAGGAGCCUUAUUUGAUGACGUCUUACAAAACAUUGCUUCGGAAGUUACCCAGAUGGAGGAUAUUUCAGCAGAAGAGGCUCAUCAGCUUCAUUCAUUAUUAUCCAUACUUGUAGAGCGAGGGUCUGAAAUAUUCCAAAAUGUACAGGAAGCAAACUCAGAAUCAGCAGAAAACAGCUGGGAUUUAUGCACAGUUGUACCUCAUUGGAUUCGUUAUAAAGAGCUGAUAGCAAUAUUGGAAGCCAGUUUACAAGACAUUGUGGAUAGAUGGGCAGAUGGAAAGGGUCCCUUGGCACAUGAAUGUAGUGCUCAAGAGGUGAGAGGCUUGAUAAGGGCCCUGUUCCAGAACACUGACAGAAGAGCAGCAGUAUUGGCAAAGAUAAAGCCAGUACAAACAUAGUACAUUAUAAAUACUGUCACACAUUAGACGGUUACAAAUUCCCUCAAUGUUACAUAUCUUGGAGUUAACUCAAAGCAUCACUCAUCCAUAGACAGUGUUCUGUCCUCUCUUAUUUGAAGCACAACUGGUAUGAGAAAUUUUCAAAACAGUUGAGCAAUCCUUUUACCAGUUAAAUUUCCAAGACUUCUUAGAGAUUUUAGGAAGUAAUAGGAGGUAUUACAUGCAGCAAACUUUACCUGUGACUGCCUGAAAGAGAACACUGCAGAGAGCAAGUGAGUGGAGUUAAUUAUCAGCUUUGUGUGGUUGAGGACUGUCAAUCCACCAGGAUCAUUAGAUCAAGGCUAUUCGGUUGGCCCAGGUGCCUGAGUUAAGCACCCCCUGCUGUUGAUAAAAGUAGCAGUCUGUUACAAUACGAAAAAUGUUAAGGGAGGCUUGGUGAUCUAUCAGCAUUGGCCUUGUACAGUUGGCAUUGUAUGAUUCUGCAUAGUGAUGAACCAAAUGAUUACGAACUCAAGAUCACCUCUUGUGAUCGUUAUGUCGUUGUGUUUCUCUGAGUCUCCAAAAUACAAAAUGGGUCUGUUGCCUUACUCCAUGCUAAGUUUAAUAAUAAAAGGAAUAUUUAGCAUACACAAA